This is a messenger RNA of Nelumbo nucifera (sacred lotus), 534 nucleotides long. Its product is annotated as Methyltransferase-related protein. NCBI's taxonomy places the organism in Eukaryota, Viridiplantae, Streptophyta, Magnoliopsida, Proteales, Nelumbonaceae. The record is from RefSeq and is a predicted model, not a curated record.
AACACACACCCUCCCCCCCCCCCCCCCGGAUCUCUCUGUUCUGCAAAUUCCCGAAAAUGUGUCCGUUGAGGCUGAUUCUGCUCUUCAUUUCCGCCACCCUCGCUGGAUUUUUCGUGUUGAAGAACCUGAAAUCAAACCCUGAAACACAAGACUCUGACGAAUCGAUCGAUCCUAUUCAUGAAUCAUCUUCGCCGUCGGUUCCUCUACCAACAAAGGUCUUCUCUGCCAUGUGUUCGGGAUUCUGGACUUGCGUUGACAUGGCCAGUGGGAGGUACCUGUGGAGAAAUUUGGUUUCUCCGAAGCGUUCCGAAUAAUUUCGAGGUUCUUCCCUCCUGUUGUUCUUAAACUCCCCCUCUCCCCCCUUUCCACCCUCCACCCUGUUUGUGCUUUAUCCUGUUUGUGUUGGUUGUCUAUCUCUUGUAAUCGCCCCACUCAAUUCAGAAGCCCUUGUUCAUAAAGGAGCUUUUUUGUAAUUGUUACAAUGUGAGAAUUAUACGGGUUUUGUAUGCUAGAGUUUUAUUUUUCUUUCCCUUA